Acanthocheilonema viteae is the source of this 1856-nucleotide messenger RNA. The record is from the annotation of a GenBank genome assembly. Lineage: Eukaryota; Metazoa; Nematoda; Chromadorea; Rhabditida; Onchocercidae.
AUGACAGAAACUGUUAUACAUCAGAAUCCAACAGUUGUUACGGUUGCUUCGUCAGCACCAUGGAAAGUUGAUGCCCAAUCGAUAGUUUCCGAAACCUUGUCAACUUCCCUGGAAAGGAGGCAUACAUCAAUCAGUGACUUCCCUGAUAGUGUGUCAGCUAGCUUGUUUCAAAACGAAGCACGACGAAUGUUGUUGAAUCAAAACUUAUCAUCCUCCAUAACUCAUGCUGAAAGGACAAAUCCUUUUGAAACUAGUGACAAUACUAAAGAAGAAUUUGCUAGUUCUUCGGAUGAUUAUUUAUCGGAUAGAGCUGAAGUUGUAUUUAGUGAGGACACUGCUCCGUCACAAGGAAAAUCUCCUGGCAUCAAAUGGAAAACUCUGAAUAAUUCAGAUGAGGAAACAAGCGAUGGUUCUGAUGAAGUUGAUGGCGAUACGGACGAAGAGGAUAAUAACGAUAAAGCUGGAAUGUCGGAUACGGAAACGAAAAACCUUCUAGAGGAUGCGAUUGAAGAUGAGGAAGAGUCAGAUUUAGAAGAUAGUAAAACACUUAGUAGUGACUUAGGCCGAACGUCGAAACCGAUUCAGGAUAAAACUUCCUCGGAAUCGUUAGCAGAUUCAUUAUAUGGGAUGUCUGAAGAACAAAAGGCUUAUUAUACAAAAUGUUUUAAUUACCUAAUGAAAAAAACGGCUGGGUACAUUGAUCUAAACGGUGCUAUUUGUGGUGCAAACGAAUAUGUUGUUGAGUUUUUUAAGCGAAGUGGUUUAAAUCGUGAAAAACUGUCCAAAAUUUGGAGUUUAAGUGAUGUGAACGAAGAUGGAUAUUUGGAUUUGAAUGAAUUUUCAGCUGCAAUGCAUCUUAUUGUCUUACACAUCAAGGGUCACAUUCCGAUUCCAGAUGUUAUUCCAUUUGAAAUUAGUCCCCCUGUUAUGCCACGUCGAGAUAUCUUACAACCGGCUGCUAAUGAUGGUAAUAGCAGACAAGAGGCAGAGACACAAUCAGCCAAUAGCAUGCAGGAUUGGAAACAAUUCGAUUAUGAUGAUGUUGUAAUACCUGGACACUAUUCGCAACAGCAUCACUCCUUCAGUGAUGAGCAUCUUCAUGUUCAACCAGAAAAUCAUAAUUCUCCAGAAAGAUUGAGUACCUUCUCAGAUGUGCCACCACUUCUUGUCGAUAUACGUCCGACAGCACUAAAAGCCACUCAACCUCUAAUUUGUGCGAUUACGGCCAAAACUGAAUCUCCUUCUAAUAUGCAGUUUAAUGAAGCUGCAAAUUUUGCAUUAAGCUCGCAGGCACCUAAAGGACCUCCACCGAAACCACCCCCAAGACCUGCAAAUAAGGGACAUGGACGCAGUGCCAGCCUGGACUUGAAUAAUUUUCAAAAUUCUGCUGUAACAACAUCUAGAUUAAAACUGAACCUAGCAACGGAAACAUCACAGCGUGGCGCAACUCUUCCUGCUCAGGGAUCAUUGCGUCAUCCAUGCAGUUCUGUGCCUUCUGAUACCAUGCGCUUUUCAACAGCAACAGAAUGGCAGGAUCUCAGCUCUUCACUUCGGUGUCCUCCUGCUCCGCCGUUGCCACCACGAUCAACAUUUGUUGAUGUUAGCGUACAAACAGAAGAUAUUUUGCCAUCGCGAAGCUUUAAUGAUGGACGCGAACUAAUCGAACUCAAUAUUGAUAUGGAAAAACGUAUCGAAGAAUUAUUGGCAGAGGAAAGUAAUGCAAGUGCAAGUGGUGGUUAUAAUACUAGCACAUGUGGUGGCACGAAAGCAGAUACUGCAGCAUCGACCGGGCAAGUGAAUUGGCAAGUUCGGUGUGAUCACUUGCGUUUAUUAAACAAUCAUUUGGAAGCAGAACG